CACGCCCUGUUUGCUUCGCCGGAGAAGAGCAGAGCGCAAUGGCAGCGGCGGAGGAGGAGGAAGCAGCUGCCGCGCCGCCCGAUGGCGGCGCCGAGAGCGAGUCUGCGGAGAUUUCUGCGGAAGGGGUGAUGGAGGGGGAGGAGAGAGAGGCGGCGGCGGAGUAUUCGUGGCCCCAGCUCCACUUCGACCGCCCGCCCCACCGGCUCUACCACUUCGCCCGCCAGUUCCGCUCCGUCGCUCCCGCUACCGGCAGCGGAAGCGGCGAGAACUUCCUAAAAGGAGUCAAGUGGUCGCCCGACGGCUCCUCCUUCCUCACCAGCUCCGACGACAAUUCCCUCCGCUUGUUCUACCUGCCGGAGGAUGCGUACGGUGGGGCGGAGCACGUUGCCGAGGCCGCUGUCGGAGGUGAAGAUUCUUAUGGCGCAUUCCUUCAGGUGAACGAGGGUGAACCAGUGUACGAUUUCUGCUGGUACCCGUGUAUGUCUUUGUCUGACCCAGCCACCUGUGUAUUUGCAAGCACCAGUCGUGAUCACCCGAUACACCUUUGGGAUGCGACCGGUGGGGAGCUCCGGUGCACCUACAGAGCAUAUGAUGCCAUGGAUGAAAUAGCUGCUGCACUUUCAAUCUCUUUCAAUUCUACUGGAUCUAAGCUCUUUGCUGGAUACAACAAAGCAAUAAGAGUAUUUGAUGUUCAUCGGCCUGGUAGAGAUUUUGAGCAGUAUUCUUUACUUAAGGGAGGUGAAGGGCCAACCGGUAUAAUAUCUUCAAUUUCCUUCUCUCCGCACAAUGGGAUGCUUGCUGUUGGCUCAUACAGCCAGACAACUGCUGUGUAUGCAGAAAGUAAUAUGGAGCCGUUGUAUGUCUUACAUGGCCAGCUUGGUGGUGUUACACAGGUGCUGUUUUCAAAAGAUGGGAACUAUCUAUAUACUGGAGGGCGCAAGGAUCCGUACAUAUUAUGCUGGGAUAUUCGCAAUACUGUGGAUAUUGUUUACAAGUUGUACAGAUCAGCUGAUACUACUAAUCAAAGAAUAUAUUUUGAUAUUGAGCCCUGCGGUAGACAUCUAGCCACUGGUGGGCAGGAUGGGAUGGUACAUGUCUAUGACCUUCAAGGCGGUCAAUGGGUAACAGGCUUCCAAGCAGCUGCUGAUACUGUAAACGGGUUCUCGUUCCAUCCAUACCUUCCAUUUGCCGUGACAUCAUCCGGGCAUAGAAGAUUUGGCAUGCAAGAUGAGUUUGAAGAUGAGUUAAACAUGGGAGGUGAUGAGAACUGCUGCUCUGUCUGGAUGUUUUCCUCCUCACAAGAAUCAUGAAACUGCUAAGCACCUAAGGGCAAGUCAAGGUUUUGGUUUAUAUAGGUGCGGAAGCUAGAUGACGCAAUCUGAUUGCAAUGGAUGGUGAUUGUAUCUGAUCAAAGCUAAGCAAGGUAUUGAAAUCCAAUGAUUGGAUGCACGCUUAAACCCAAAAAAAAAAGGAUCUCAUGUACCUGGGUGCUAUUUGUGACGUUGAUAUUCCUGUGCAGAGCUGAGCACUCGCUUCCUAUUGUGUGGGUUUGACAAUUGAGGUCGGCUAAUGUAUUUUCAUUGACGGCUAUAUAAUUGAUGUCCUAUUUUGUAUCCAAUUCGUAUAA
Messenger RNA from Panicum hallii, 1627 nucleotides. Its product is annotated as telomerase Cajal body protein 1. Lineage: Eukaryota; Viridiplantae; Streptophyta; Magnoliopsida; Poales; Poaceae. The coding region runs from base 39 to 1310 and encodes 423 amino acids. The transcript is spliced from 13 exons. The record is from RefSeq and is a predicted model, not a curated record. Gene Ontology annotation, molecular function: protein binding.